AUGUUCUCCGCUUCAAAGGAUUCAUCGGCCUUAGGCCGAGGUGCUGCUCAGGCCUCAGCUAGCAGUAAUGACUACCGUGUUGUGCUUCCCCGCCUGCCUUCCGGUAAGCUGGUCGUCAACUCCGUUUUUCUACAUGCAGACUUAGCUGGUCGCCCAUACCGGGCUCAGGACUUCAGAGACGCCCUUCGGGAUGUCAUCGACAUAAAGGAAAUCAGUUCUAUAGGCCAGUUUCAAAUGUCACACGUGUGGAUGGUGACGUGCAAGUCAACGCUAACAAAAACAAAGCUUGUGACACGUAGUGAACUCUUCGUAAAAAGCCGGCGAUGCCUUGUAAUCGACCCGGAACCCACAGAAGUGAAGAUGAAGCUUCUAUGGCUUCCCGAACAUUUGGAGGAUGCCUACAUUCGAGAGGCGCUACAGGCUUUCGGGAAAGUCAGGACAAUAACAAUGGAAAACUGGAAAGUGGCAGACAUGGAAGAAAUGCGGACUCUUAAUCGUGAUGUGGUAUUGUCCCUCGCCGAUGGAGUUCGAGUGGGUGACAUUCCACACCUUCUUACUGUCUGUGGAGUUCAGAGCCUCAUACUGAUUCCUGGUCGCCCGCCACUUUGUCUACGUUGUAACAAGGUUGGACACAUCCGUCGCAACUGCAGAACUCCCCGCUGCGAUGACUGUCGACGCUUCGGUCAUGCCACCGAGGACUGCGUGGUGACGUACGCUAACAAAUUACGGCAACGCACGCAGCAACAAGAGGAUAGCUUACAAGAACAUAUUAUGGAUGCCACGGAGGUUUUGGAUGCGACAGGCGACUCUCCGGCUACAACCGAUGCGGAUGGAUUGAGCAAAAUGCCCCCUGAAGUCACGCGAAAAUUGCACCCUGAUACGGCUGCGGGAAGUGCCACGUGCGAAGUAACAAGAGACCCAUCCAAACAGCAGCCCAUAGGUAACUUUGAGCAGCCUGAGGCAAAGGAGGUAGUCCCUGCGAAGAAGGCGGUUGAAGAUAUUCCACUUGCUUGUUCUUCAGUUCCUCAACAGCCUUUUCAUCACGGUGCAGUGUCAGAAGACGACAUGCAAGGUUCUCCUGAGGCUACAGUUCCUAAGCGACGCGCGACGUCCUACAGUUCGGAAUCCAGCAAGGACAGCGACACUGCGAGUGUGAAUAGGAAACCACGCCGUCGGCGAACUUCCAAGCACAAAGGGAAAUGUCGGAGGUCACGGUCUAGGAGGCCUGGUGGAGGUUCAAGGGAAGCUUCACCGUCGUCCUCCAGGACUGACCACAUGGGACAAUAA
Rhipicephalus sanguineus (brown dog tick) is the source of this 1287-nucleotide messenger RNA. RefSeq lists its product as uncharacterized. The transcript has a single exon. Lineage: Eukaryota; Metazoa; Arthropoda; Arachnida; Ixodida; Ixodidae. The record is from RefSeq and is a predicted model, not a curated record. Gene Ontology annotation, molecular function: nucleic acid binding; zinc ion binding. Bases 1 to 1287 code for a protein of 428 amino acids.